Cololabis saira (Pacific saury) is the source of this 3520-nucleotide messenger RNA. It is a transcript of the gene cactin, whose product is annotated as cactin. Gene Ontology annotation, biological process: negative regulation of innate immune response; mRNA cis splicing, via spliceosome. Gene Ontology annotation, molecular function: protein binding. The record is from RefSeq and is a predicted model, not a curated record. The transcript is spliced from 10 exons. The coding region runs from base 10 to 2559 and encodes 849 amino acids. NCBI's taxonomy places the organism in Eukaryota, Metazoa, Chordata, Actinopteri, Beloniformes, Belonidae. Gene Ontology annotation, cellular component: spliceosomal complex; cytoplasm.
CAGGACCUCAUGCAGACAGACGGGACGUUCGUGAUGGGCUCCAAGUCGCGUCGCAGGUCCAGAUCCACGAGCCGGAGCCGAGCGCGGCGGAACAGGUCCCGGGUGAGCCGGUCCCGCUCCCCCGAGGAGAGGAGAGGGCGCAGCGCCGCCAGAGGAGCCCGGUCCGGGUCCAGGUCCGGGUCCAGCAGCGGAGCGGAGAACCGAGGGGGGCCGCGGGGGAGCCGCCAGCAGGGCCGCUCAUCAAGUUCUGAUUCAGAUGACCGCAAGAUGAGGAGGAGGAUGGAAGCGGAGAAUCGUAGCAGAGCAUCUCGAGACGGGAAGAAGGAAAGGUCCCCGUCUCCCACUGACUCCCGUGAUGGGAGUAGUGACAGAGAAAGAAGAAGAAGAGGAAGGAGGAGUGCCGAGAGAGGGAGUCCAGCCAGAGACAGACAGAGGGGGGAGCAUAGCAGGGAGUGGUGGGGAGAUAACAGCAGAGAUCGUGAAAGAAAAGGAGACAGAGACCAAAGCCGAGAGAGAAAGAUGAGAAGUAAAGACAGGGAGCAAGAGAGGAGCAGGAGAAGCAAAGAGAGGACUGACGGGAACAGAGGCAGACACCGUUCCAGUUCGUCCGAGUCAUCCAGUAGUUCAGGGUCUGAUGAUGAGAGAUGUGCCGUCAAAGAAAAAGAGGACAGGAAGAAAAAGAAUGAGAUGAUGAAAGCUCUGGAAACGCCAGAAGAGAAGAGGGCCAGAAGAUUGGCAAAGAAGGAGACAAAGGAGAAGAAAAGGAGAGAGAAGAUGGGCUGGAGUGAAGAAUACAUGGGAUACACUAAUGCAGACAAUCCUUUUGGUGACAAUAACCUGUUGGGUACAUUCAAAUGGCAGAAGGCGUUGGACCUAAAAGGCAUUGGCCAUCUCGGAGAAAAAGACCUCAAGGACAGAAACAAACGUAUUCAAGAGGAGAACCGCAGAGAGCUGCAGAAGGUGAAACAGCUGCGUUUGGAGCGGGAACGAGAGAAAGCCAUGAGAGAGACGGAACUGGAAAUGCUGCAGAGAGAAAAAGAGGCAGAACACUUCAAAACCUGGGCUGAACAGGAGGACAACUUCCACCUGCAACAGGCCAAACUAAGGUCUAAGAUUAGAAUUCGUGAUGGUCGAGCCAAGCCCAUUGACCUUUUAGCUAAGUACAUCAGCGCAGAGGAUGAUGAUCUGGCUGUGGAGAUGCAUGAACCCUACACGUUUCUCAAUGGGCUGACUGUCACCGACAUGGACGAUCUGCUAGAGGACAUAAAGGUGUACAUGGAGCUUGAGCAAGGAAAGAACGUGGACUUCUGGAGAGACAUGACGACCAUCACAGAGGACGAGAUCGGCAAACUGAGAAAACUGGAGGCGUCUGGGAAAGGACCAGGUGAUCGGCGUGAGGGCAUCAACACGGCUGUGAGCAACGAUGUCCAGACUGUGUUCAAAGGAAAGACGUACAGUCAGCUGCAAGCGCUGCACUUGAACAUCGAGACAAAGAUUCAGGCUGGAGGAUCGAAUCUUGACAUCGGCUACUGGGAGAGUCUCUUGCAGCAAGUCAGAGUUUACAUGGCCAGAGCCAGGUUGAGAGAGCGACACCAGGAUGUGCUGCGUCAGAAACUGUUCAAGCUCAAACAGGAACAGGGAGUGGAAAGCGAACCGUUGUUUCCGAUCGUCAAAGAGGAAAUGCGAAGUGAUGACGACGAUGAUGAUGAGCAAAGAACAAGAGGUCAAACAAGGGAUUCUUCAACAGACGAAUCCUCCACAAGAAAAUCUAAGAGAAGAGAAGCAGAGGAGGACGAGGGGGCGGGGCCGUCCACGUCUGCAGCCGGGAGCCGAGAUGAGCAGGGAGGAGAGCAGAGUGAAGGGAAGGAUGAAGAGGGGAAAGGUGAAGUUGUGGAGGCUGUGUUGACGGAGGAGGACCUGAUCCAGCAGAGCCAGGCAGAGUACGACUCAGGUCGCUACAGUCCCGCGCUGCUCACGUCCUCCGAGCUGCCGCUGGACUCUCACAGCAUCACCCCGGAGGAAGACAUCCACAGAUUACAGUUGGCCCGCAGACAGCUGCAAGUCACAGGUGACGCCAAUGAAAGCGCCGAGGACGCCUUUGUACGUAGAGCAAGAGAGGGCAUGGGAACUGAUGAGGCUCAGUUCAGCGUGGAGUUUCCCGUCACCGGGAAGAUGUACCUGUGGGCAGACAAAUAUCGUCCCAGGAAACCCCGCUUCUUCAACAGGGUCCACACGGGCUUCGAGUGGAACAAGUACAACCAGACGCAUUACGACUUCGACAAUCCUCCUCCCAAGAUUGUUCAGGGUUACAAGUUCAACAUCUUCUACCCCGACCUGAUCGACAAGCGCUCUACACCCCAGUACUUCCUCGAGCCCAGCCCCGACAACAAAGACUUUGGGAUUUUAAGGUUUCAUGCGGGUCCGCCAUACGAGGACAUUGCAUUUAAGAUUGUAAAUAGGGAGUGGGAGUACUCACACCGACACGGCUUCCGCUGUCAGUUCGCCAACGGGAUCUUUCAGCUGUGGUUCCACUUCAAGAGGUAUCGCUACCGGAGAUGAAGGCUGCUCAACGGUAUGGACUCAGGAAAAGGGUUUUAUACGUGCAGAUGGAAUAGUUUAGGUCUACGGUUGUUUUGGCUGUUGCCAUAGAAAAAAUAGUUAAAGCUACAAAUCACUCUGUACUGGUGUCUGUCAAAGUUAAUUACAAUUGUAAUCUGGAAAGUACAUAUUAAAGGAGUUAUACACAUUUUUACUAUUUGCCAACAGCCACUGUUUUAUGGUUUCUAGUCUCAACGGAAGAUUAAUGUGUCACAGUUUAGUUCAAACACUUAAAUUAAAUAAACCUUUAACCUGAGCAGCUACACAAGAGGUAUAAAAAUAAAAGAUUCACAGUGGCAGGUGACCAACACCUGACCAGCCUGUUUCUGGCACCGCAAGUCCUGCUGAAGGUUUGAUGAAAAACUCUUCUUUGUAUUUGGAAAGAAAACAGGACUGACCAAAAAACGGAUUUUAAAAAAACACAUUUUAAUGUGGAAAAAAACAAGUUUUUUAAACUAGCUGUUAGAAAAAAGAAAUUGCUCAUUUUCAUUUAUAGCACAGUCCGAGUGAGAAUAUAUAAAUUUUAAUCACGAAAAAAAAAAACAACUUGUAACUGCACUUGGACAUUAAAAUAACAAUUAUACAUAAAACAAGAGGCAAAGUAGAAAUCUUGUACUUGCACUAAAGACACAAAUAUACAUAUUCUUGUGCUCAGUCUCAACAGUGAACUCUGAAAACAAAACUUUUAAUUACGUGGAUUUUUUUGUUGUUGCUGUAAAUGGCUCUUAAGUGCAGAUUUAAUCUCAACUGAGACAUUAACUGAUACAUGCAGUAGUUGUGCUCACAAACAAAAGACUGGAACAUUCCCAUCUACAUCCAACGAUGCCCACAGUGAAAGUUUUUUUUCCAGUCAGGAUUAAUGUAAUGUUUUACAUUUUUUUAAAGUCAAGAAAUAAACAGCUAACAACACAAACAAAAGUUU